Oreochromis niloticus (Nile tilapia) is the source of this 4688-nucleotide messenger RNA. Its product is annotated as alpha-2,8-sialyltransferase 8F. The record is from RefSeq and is a predicted model, not a curated record. Gene Ontology annotation, biological process: N-glycan processing; oligosaccharide metabolic process. Gene Ontology annotation, molecular function: alpha-N-acetylneuraminate alpha-2,8-sialyltransferase activity. The coding region runs from base 349 to 1428 and encodes 359 amino acids. Lineage: Eukaryota; Metazoa; Chordata; Actinopteri; Cichliformes; Cichlidae. The transcript is spliced from 7 exons.
UCAAUGAGGAAAAAAGAAAACACAAAGUGAAACCAAACAGAAAGAGAAUGAAGGAGGGAGGAGGGAGUGAUGAGUGCUUAAAACAGCAGGUGGACAUGAGGCAAAGGAUUCAUAAUCUUCAUUGAGCUGGCAUGUAUGUGUAUGAGUUUAUGAGUGUGUGUGUGUGUGUCUGAAGUACUGUGAGGUAGAGCAAUCUGAGCAGGAGUGGGGAAAAACUGAAAACCUGGGCACUGGGAUAGGGCAGAUAAAAAAAAAAAGUGUUGUGAAAGGUAAAAGCAGGAGAAGGAGGAAGAGGGAGAGAGAAAAUUUGGACAGACUGAAGGGUAAGACUAACAGCAGGGGAGCAGUAUGAGGGGACAGCAUGUAAAGUCUUUCUUCUCUUUCAUGAUCACUCUCCUCGGUUUGGGGACCCUGAUAACCACUCUCAUCUGGUACAAGUUGGACAGCAAUCAUGAGGAACCUCACCGACCACCUCCUCAAAAGAAACAUGCCCCAACGCUGUCAGAAAUUUGCAAAGCCUGCAAGGAAAUCAUUGACAAAGUACAUCAGCGUUACAAUCAAACCUGGAAGAAGAAUGAGAAAAAUUACUUAAGAUUCAGAGACAAUCUGAGAGUUAAGUGCAAUGGCUUUGACAACGCCAUUAUUACUCAGAACAAUACUCCUCUAGGAUCGAAUAUUGUUUACAGUGGGGAAAAGAAGAGGACUCUUCAGGUGAAAUUGGACUUUUUCGACUUGUUUUCGAAGGAGAAUCCUUUCUCAAAUAAGAAAUGGGACACUUGUUCGGUUGUUGGGAAUGGUGGGAUCCUGUCUGAGAGCAGCUGUGGAAAAAUGAUUGAUUCAGCUGACCUUGUUAUCAGGUGCAACUUACCUCCUUUGGAAAAUGGAUAUGAGAAAGAUGUUGGCAUCAAAACUAGCCUUGUGACAGCAAACCCAACCAUCUUCUUUAAUAAGUAUGGCGCGCUGGCUGGACGUCGCCUUCCAUUUGUGGAGAGUCUUCGCAAGUACGGCAACUCUCUACUGCUCCUUCCUGCCUUCUCCUUUGGCAUGAAUACUGCUGUGUGUCAGCGGGCUGCAUAUACAAUACAGGACUUUAAAAGCCCUAUUCAACCUGUUUUCUUCAACCCUCAGUACCUUGACAGUCUGGCCCAAUUCUGGCGCUCUGAAGGCCUGAAAGAAGCGCGGCUCAGCACUGGAUUAAUUAUGGUUAGCAUGGCCCUGGAACUGUGUGAAAAUGUGCAUCUGUAUGGAUUCUGGCCCUUUAGUAAUCACCCAUAUGGCCUCUAUACCCUGACUAACCACUACUAUGAUGACGUUCCACCUAAAACGGUUUUCCACUCAAUGCCGGCUGAGUUUGACCACUUGUUGCAGCUUCACACUGAAGGGGUACUCAGGCUUCACCUGGGAGACUGUAAAUCAGAUGAAAAAUAGUUCCCAGGGAUAGACAACAGCACAGAAGCAAAGCACAGAAGCAAGUACCUCUGCUAUAGCCUCAGGAUGAAACUUUAUCACAAAUAUCUCUCACCCUGUAUUCUGAAAUACCUCGAUUACAUGAAGAUCCAUCCAUCCUUUCUCUUGAUUUUUAGACAGAAAACUCUAACGCACUUAAUAUAGGGACUAUUUUGACAAUUUCUUAAAAAAUGUAACCACGAAAAGUACUUUGGUACCAGCAGAAGAUAAAUGUAUAGUGCCUGAUUAAAGUGCAAAAAUAAUAUCACACAACUACCACAUUUGUCCGAUUUUAAGUGAGAUUCAUGCUUUGUGUUUAAUCUGCACCACAGGUACUGUACAGCAUAACUUCAAACCUCCCUGAAACCCAGUGCCAUAAUUAGUAACUGGACCUGCACUUCCAUAGAAUCGUAAUUAAACACUGAGUGGAUGCAGUCUACAAUGACUGUGAUUGGCCCGAUCAGUGCUGUCAUUUCCUAAGCAUUUCUAGCUACUUCUUUUACUGCUGCCAUUUUCUAAAUUGACUGGAAGGGAAUGGAUGAACUUGAAUAGAGAACUUUGCUGGCCACUUUCAUAAGCUACACCCUAGUCUCUGUAUAGAUUCAGUGCACAAUUACAAAUUACACAUAAUUUUCACUAACAUUUCUACAUGUGAUGCAGGCAAGAGGCAAUGGUUUGUGUCCAUUUAUCUUUGUAUUGGUCCUUUGCAAAACAAUUUUUAAAGUCCCAGUGCUGCUGAAUUUCUGACCAUUACUGCUCGCUCCCGUUUCUGUCACUUUGACCAGUCCCACAGUAUUUCUGUCCAACCACACUCUAAGUUUAUUCAAAUUCAGCAAAAAUUUCAAAGUUUUGGCCUUGAUUUGUCUGUUGCAAUGUUUAUCCUUGACCAACAUUUUUCUGUUGAUCCAGGAAUAACACAGGCAUGUGGAUAUCAGAUACAUGUGUUGGCAGGGCAGUGCGGGUUAGGUGUAUUCUGGUUGUACUGGUACUGUUCAUGGCUGUUCGUUGUUGUUUCAUAAACAGUAUGAGAUGAGAGGGAAAAUUAAGUGAACGUGAAUAAAUACUUAUCAAAAAUUUUUGGAACAGUGGAUGCGGUGACAUUCACUUGUGGGUAGUAAUUUCAGAGUCCAAAGUAUUUGGAGCAAUCAACCAUUUAAAUGUUAUAGUGUAGUCAAUGCCAAGUAUUUAGUUUGUCUAAACACAUGUGUAAAGGUGAGAAACUUGACAUAUGUUAAAGAAGAUAGCACUUGCAACGUUCAAAUCCAAACAAAAGCCAUCACGUGGUUUAUAAAAUGCUGACAUCUGUGUAAAAACAUAUAUUAUUUAUUCAUUUUUUAUAUAUUGAGAUGGUUUGGGCAGAGGUGGAAUAGUGCAUACAUUACACAAAGCAUGUUGAAUAUAGAGCUGCCAGGUAGCAGAAGAAAAGUAAGAGCACAGAGAAGAUUCAUCUAUGUAGUGAAGAAGGACAUGCAGAGGGUUCGUAUGAGGAGGGCACUAGAGAUAGGGUGAGAUGGAGGCAGAUGAUCCAGUGUGGUGACCCCUAAAGGAAGCAGCCAAAAGAAGGAGAUAUUCACGAAUCUGUGUAUGUUGUUCAUUAAUGUUACAACAGACACACACACACAGACACACACACACUGCGAACUACUCUACUCCUGGAAAAAAUUACUCCGCCAAUUGUAAGUCAUCGAUCAUACUGACUGUACAUGAUACAAAGGGUGCUAUGUACUUUUAUAAAACAAACAAAAUCUGUAUCAAGACCACCAGCAUACUUUCUGGGGCUGACAUUUGUGGAGUCAGCAUAUGUCCCAGCAGUGGCCAUCAACAGCCUUUUGAUUGCUAUCACUCAGAGAAUGGACUUUGUUAAACUGUGAUAAAUAUGACAUUGUCUCUAACAAGUACUGACUGACUACUAUCUCCUUACAGUAGGUGUGGAUAUUUGUCUUGCCAUACUGGCAGAGAAUCAGUAUGUUUGCUGGUCUGACUAUUUCAUUAUAAUCAAACCAUUAUUCCAGUAAUCAAGAUUAGUGAGUUUGUGAACCCUCAUUUCCUCAUUCAUAGUUAUCACUCCAUGACUAUGUGGAGUGUAAAGCAGCUGUCACACUGUUUGCCAGCUUCCCUGCACUGGAAACACUUACUGUAAGUUACUGUAGUAAUGACAAUAAAAAUAAAAUAAAAUAAAAAAACAUCCGUGUAAAGCUUGAUGGUCACUGAUCACUGAUCAUUCAGUUGUUGUGUUGUAACUGGUCACACUAAUAGAAAGAUGUCUCUCAUGGUUGGGGUUUGGAGUUAAUGUGAAUAUUUGAGUGAAGUUAAGGUUGAAAUGAUUUCACAACUCUAAAUCUAAAUCAGUCUCAGUGGGUCUACUCAUAACUGGAUCCACCUGAGGGUAUCACAGGUUUGAUAAUGGACCAUCAUAUUAUGUGUGGGCCGACUUGCACUGCAAGAUGUAUGCAAAACAGAUUAGUAUUGUGGAUUCAGAUCCAGAUCAUUCCCAGAUUUAGAUUCUCCUGGACCCAUCUCUAUCUGCCUUUGGCUCCUGGGGGUUGUUUAGUGUAAAGAAACUAACACGAACAAGCAACAUCUGCUGCUUGUUUCAUGUCUUGAUUUUUCCUUCAAUGUUUUGACAUGGCAUUACGUCAAUCUGAUGUGUCAUUUAUAUAGUCAUAUAGUCAUGUUAUGUUUUAUAAACAGGGACCUGUUCUCCCUAUUGGUUUACUUAUUUGGCCACUUAAGUAUGUUUGUCCUGUGCUAAAGCUAAGCAAUUUGUACAAGGUCAUCUCUAAUAACAAAAAGACCUUUAAAAUAUGGAAGUCUUUUAGCUUUAAAUAAUUAAGAAGAAUAAGACGGAUAAACUUCAUAAUCUCAUAUAGGAAAUUUGUCUUGAACAAAUACCCCCAGCUAGAUUCACGGAAUAAAAACCAGCAUAAAAAUUCAGUAAAUAAAUAAAUAAAUAGAUUAAAAAAAAAUGAUCAGUUAAUGUAUUUCCCAUAAUAAAACUCCAGCCAACAUCCAAGUAGACAACAAUGUGUUUUUCACUGUGCUAAGUCCUUAUUUUAAAGUGCAGCAGAUGCAGGGAGUAAUGAGAGCUUAUAGUGGUUUGUUUUAGAGCCACUUCCUUCAUUCUGUCUUCCUGAUGGUAAUAACUCGUACUCUGGAAAAAUGAUAUUGGAUGGAGCAGUAACAGUUUUAUGAUCCUCAUAAAUUUAAGAAUAAGAAUAAGAAUAAGAAGAACUUUAUUUAUC